AUGAAGUUUUUACGUUGUGCUAGAUGCUUACAUGAUUUUGAAUAUGAAAAUCCAUUAUAUCGUCCACUAACGUUACCUAUAUGUGGUCAUACAAUGUGUAGUCUAUGUAUUGAUACAAUAUGUAAUCAAACAAAAUGUUCACAAGAUCAAGUUUCAGUUGGAAUAAUUCAUACACCAAUUGAUCAAUUACCAACAAAUCAUUCAUUAUGA
This is a messenger RNA of Rotaria sordida, 210 nucleotides long. The record is from the annotation of a GenBank genome assembly. Lineage: Eukaryota; Metazoa; Rotifera; Eurotatoria; Philodinida; Philodinidae.